Molecule: messenger RNA, 2144 nt
Organism: Ceratotherium simum simum (southern white rhinoceros)
Lineage: Eukaryota; Metazoa; Chordata; Mammalia; Perissodactyla; Rhinocerotidae
Product: E3 ubiquitin-protein ligase TRIM34
Molecular function (GO): zinc ion binding; protein binding
Source: RefSeq, a predicted model, not a curated record
AUGGCUUUAAAAAUUCUGAAGAACACGCAGGAAGAGGUGACCUGCCCCAUCUGCCUAGAGCUUCUGACAGAAUCCCUGAGUCUAGGCUGUGGCCACAGCUUCUGUCAAGCCUGCAUCACUGCAAAGAACAAGGAGGCAGAAAUCAGCCCAGGAGGGGAAAGCAGCUGUCCUGUGUGUGGUAUCAGAUACUCACCUGGAAAUCUAUGGCCAAAUCAACAUCUGGCCAACAUAGUGGAGAGACUCAGAGAGGUCACGUUGAGCCCAGAGGAAGAGAAGAGAAAUCUCUGCAUGCGCCACGAGGAGAAACUCCUGCUCUUCUGUAAGGAGGAUAGAGAGGUCAUUUGUUGGCUUUGUGAACGGUCUCAGGAGCACCGUGGUCACCACACAUUCCUCAUGGAGGAGGCAGUCAAGGAAUGUCAGGAGAGGCUCCAAGUGGCUCUGGAGAGGCUCAGGAAAGAGCAGCAGGAAGCCGAGAAGUUGGAAGCUGACAUCAGAAAAGAGAGAACUACCUGGAAGUAUCAUAUACAGACUGAGAGACAAAGGAUACAAACAGAAUUUAAUCAGCUUAGAAGCAUCCUGGACAGUGAGGAGAAGAUAGAACUGCAAAAAUUGGAGGAAGAAGGAAAGAAGACACUGGAUAAGUUGGCUGAGGCUGAGGAUGAGCUGGUUCAGCAGAACCAGUUGGUGAAAGAGCUCAUCUCAGAUCUGGAGCGUCGCAGUGAAUGGUCAACAAUGGAGAUGCUGCAGGACAUGAGUGGAAUCAUGAAAUGGAGUGAGAUCUGGAAGCUGAAGAAGCCAAAAACUACUUCCAAGAAACUGAAGAGUGUGUUCCGUGCUCCAGAUCUGAGGGGAAUGCUGCACAUGUUUAGAGAGCUAACACAUGUCCAGUGCCACUGGGUGGAUAUCAUACUGAGUCCAGUCAACCUAAAUUUGAAUCUUGUACUUUCAGAAGAUCAGAGACAAGUGAUGUCUGUGCCAAUUUGGCCUGUUGAGUAUUAUAAUUAUGGUGUCUUGGGCUCCCGAUAUUUCUCCUCAGGGAAACAUUACUGGGAAAUAGAUGUGUCCAAGAAGACCGCCUGGAUCCUGGGGGUAUACUGUAGAAAAUGUUACCGUAAUACAAAGUUUGAUGUUAGGCGAGCCACAAAUCAUCAAAAUGUUUACUCCAGAUACAGACCUCAAUAUGGCUACUGGGUUAUAGGAUUACAGAAUGAAUCGGAGUACAAUGCCUUUGAAGACUCUACCACCUCUGAUCCCAAGGUGUUGACUCUUUCCAUGGCUGUUCCUCCCCAUCGUGUUGGAGUUUUCCUAGACUAUGAAGCAGGCACUGUCUCAUUUUUCAAUGUCACAAACCAUGGGUCACUUAUCUACAAGUUCUCUAAAUGUCCCUUUUCUCAGAUAGCUUAUCCAUAUUUCAAUCCUUGGAACUGUCCAGCUCCCCUGACACUGUGCCCACCGAGCUUCUGAACCUUCUGUUUUCCUCGCCCACUUCUUGUAGUGCCCCCUGUCUUUGGUUUCAUGUCUAUAAUUUAGCUCAUCUGCAUCAUCUUUUCCUUGUUGUUUCCUUUUUAACUUUAGAACUUUUACUCAUCUUUGGGAUGUACAGUGUAUCUAGUUAGAGUUAGGAGAGAUGCUUAUUUACCACUUACCCUUUUUUUGUGUUCUCAAUUCCUCCUAAAGACAGAGCAGUAUUGAUACAACAUGUUUUCCCUCCCAUAUCUCCAUAUUUUCCUUUAUUUCUGAUCUGAGGAGACACGGGAAAGCCUCUCUGCCACCCUCCACGUUAUCUAGGACAGUCCAUAAUCACCUCCCACCCACCAACAACGACUAAGGAGUCUUUGAGUGUAUGUUUGUUUGUUGCCUAUGAUACAGCAGUUCCAUCAGAGAGUCAAUGAAAGGAAAACAUAAGCCAUACAUGUACCCAGAGUGAAGAUUUUAUGUUCAGAGUGUUUGAUUUCAAAUCUUGCCUCUUCUUUUACAAGACCUGUAAUAAUAAAUAAAUUCUGGGUUUCUUUUUUAUAAAAUACAAGUUAGGAUUUAAAACUCCACCUAACUCUUAGAUUGUUGUGUAGAACUAAGUGUCAUUCAAUGUAAAACAGCUAUUUAAGUGUCCUGCACAAUAUAAUAAAUAUUUUCCCUCAUGAUUA